CCCACAAAAAUUUUCCCAGUAAAAAGAGCCAAGAAGGCGUGAUCGAAGCAUACGAUCGAUGGAUCCCCCAGCUUCUCCUGCAACUCCUACAGGCAUUGAUCCUCUUAUUUUCCUGAUAGUAUUCGGUUUUUGUACGUUGUUUUUUUGCUGCCUCCUUUGGGAUUGCUACAGGUGCUUAUCCUCCACACUGGCUGCUGCAUCCUCCGAUCCUUUUGAGGCAGAGCCAGUGCUGGCGCCGGUGCGAGUGCCGGCAAGAAGCAAGAGCGUUCCAAUCGAGCAAGUUAUGCCAAGUUUUGUGAUACAAAUUGGCAGCAAUGAGCAUGAAGUAGCGUCGAAAUCUGGCGGCGGCGGCGGCGAGGGCGAGGGCGAGUGUUGUGCGAUUUGCUUGGAAGAAUUCAAGGAUGGGGAAUUGUGCCGGAUGUUCCCCAAGUGCAACCACGAGUUUCAUGGGCCGUGCGUGAAUGAUUGGCUGUUGCGCCAAAAUCUCACUUGCCCACUUUGCCGUAAUUCCCUUGAAGAUUUAGUAUUGGCUAUUAAUGUUUGAAACACAUAUAUAUAGAUUGAUACAAUUUUUUUCUUUUAACUUCAAUCUUGAGUUACCGACGGGACGGAAGUUCGCA
Corylus avellana is the source of this 620-nucleotide messenger RNA. The record is from RefSeq and is a predicted model, not a curated record. NCBI's taxonomy places the organism in Eukaryota, Viridiplantae, Streptophyta, Magnoliopsida, Fagales, Betulaceae.